AUGGCUCCCACCGACACCUUCACCAUCACUGCCGCUCCGGGUACCGACAUCUGGCGUAAGCCGCCCACGACUGACGUCUUCAACGCCCCAACAGCCCUCCCCCCGGCCGGGCCCACGCCGCUCCGCACCUCCGGUCCCCUCGCCUCCUUCCGGUCCGCGCGCCUCUCCUUCAACUUCACCCCCGAAGAGCAAUACGACCAAGGCGGCAUCCUCCUCAGCUUCCGCCGCAGCACCGACACGAGCAACAACAAUACCCCGCCAAAGUGGAUCAAGUCCGGCAUCGAAUACUAUAACUCGCUCCCGCGGCUGUCGACCGUCGCAUGCGACAGCUGGGCCGACUGGUCCGUCGCCCCGCACCACCGGGACGGCGGCAAGGGCCAGCCCACGGGCUGGACGACGAUCCAAGUCGAGAAGGACAAGGACGGCAACGGUACGGGGCUGUGGGUGUAUGCCGUGGUGGAGGAGACCGGGGAGAAGAUCCCUCUGCGCGAGAUCUGCUGGGUGUUCGGGUUGGACCGGCUGGAGGAGUGGACUGUGGAGGUGCACGCCAUGGCUGCGAGGCCUGGCCGCGAGAGGGGCGUGGAGGAGGGCUUGGUCGUGGAGUUUGCUGGGUUGGAGGUCAAGUGGGCUGAGUGA
Molecule: messenger RNA, 636 nt
Organism: Parathielavia appendiculata
Lineage: Eukaryota; Fungi; Ascomycota; Sordariomycetes; Sordariales; Chaetomiaceae
Exons: 3
Coding region: 1-636 (211 amino acids)
Source: RefSeq, a predicted model, not a curated record